CAGAAACGCGUCUUUGUUCCUAACAAAGAAGGAAGAGCCGCGUAACUAUGGUUGUGAUCUUCUUCAUGUUGCAUUUUAGGACUUCAACUCCAGAUUCGAUAACGGAUGUAAACUGGGAUCUCAAGGUGUUUCUUUUUCAUGCCUUCAGGGAUCGUGGUUCUUGUGGUAACAACAUUGACUUGAAGAUUCAUUUUCUAUGGUGCUCUCAGUCUGUUCAAUCAGAAUCAGAAGAU
Molecule: messenger RNA, 233 nt
Organism: Amoebophrya sp. A25
Lineage: Eukaryota; Dinophyceae; Syndiniales; Amoebophryaceae
Source: the annotation of a GenBank genome assembly